GCCUGGAGAGGAAUUCCGAUAAGAAUCGAUGCAAGGACGUGAUCAAGGUCUAUAAAUCGUGCAAGAAGAUAGAGAGAGAACAACGCCUGGAGCGUAAUAGACAAAAGGGAUGGUUCGACUGAUACGUUCCUUCUAGAUUUCCCAUGAAGCUAGAAGUUUCGCAAGGCUUGUGGGCAUCCAACACCUUUGCGCACGAUGUCCGAGUGGCGCUUGUUCUGGACAAGCCUGCGACAAUCUGGACUGGAGCUGCCGAUGGCAAGAUUUUUCUGUGGAGCUUUGAUUCACGCUCAUCCUCAAAGGAUGAGUGUGGGGAGCACUUUGUUCCAGAGGAUGUGCUACCACUGGCGCUACUUUGCGGGCAUACUGCUGCUAUAGUUGGCUUGCAGGCAUGCGACCGGAGCCAGAGCCAGAGUCAAGGUGGAGUUCUUAGCGUAUGUAGCGAGCGGGGAAUGUGCGUAUGGGAUAGUGAUACUGGGAAAUGUUUAAGGAGGCGACGGUUGCCUCCAUCGAUUGCGCAGCCUACAUCAGUUUCUCGUGUUCCUGGUGAGACGAAACACAUCUGCGUUGGUUACCAUUCUAGCAGCUCCGGGCAGGCAAAAGGUGGCGUCCUUGUUGUCGACACGAGCACGCUCAGAGUCACGCAGAACAUCUACCAUGGGCUCCUUGGACUGAGGGAAAUCAACGACUUAGUGGUGGUAGCACAGCAGGACGAGUUUAAGGCUACUGUUGCGGAUUUAAAAGGCAACUUUCAAGUAUGGUCCAAGAACAAGUCUGGCCAGGAAGGUGCAGAGGGAGAUCUUCAUGUAGAAGCAGCUGAAGCAGUCUCACUGUCCAAUGACGGAAAACUUUUGCUCUUGGUUUCUCCACUGGGAUGGAUGCUCAGAUCACUCGAAAACUUGUCGAUCUAUCGGGAAGACGGUACGUGUUUGGUCGGUGGAUACUUUCUGAGGGACGUCGAGAAACAUCAAUUUCUAGUUUGGGAUGGACAGGGAUCAGCCACCGUUUACUCCGUGGAGGGAAGCAAUUCUGUCGCUCGCGUUAGUGUCGUGCCAGGUCUCAAAGGAAGUGCAGGCUGCAAGAUCACCUUCUGCUCUAUCGGUGACAUCAUAGUUCGUAUUGAUUAUAAUCGGGAGGCCAGUGUAGCAGUGUGGACUUCCAGUUGGAAAGGUGCUGCUACAGGAAGAGCAAGCUUUGGUAGCUCUGGUCGGCUUUGGAAAGGUUUGGAAACUGCUAACAGCAUUACCAUCACGUCUUCGCUACUUGUUCCCAGUUAUGGGACUCUAGUUCCAUCGAUCUUCGUGUGUGGAUACGCCAACGGGGACUUUGAUCUUAUAAAGCUGGAGCCUGGGAGGAAAGAAGUACACGCGAGUGAGAACGGCCCAUCGAUCCAGUGCCUUGCUGUUCAUCAGUCCGAGUUGAGGCAAGUGUUACUUUCUGGAAGUAUGGACGGCUCGGUGUGCUUAUGGGAUAUAGAAGCAGGGAAUAGGAGCUUGAUAGCAGUUCUUCAUCCACACGUUGCUCCUGUAAGGCAGUUUGUUUUACCUUCACCAGAGUCCUCGCCACCUUGGGAUGAGUGCUUCGUCUCCGUGGCCGAUGAUUCGACCGUGGCAUUGUCGUCACUUACGAGCUUGAGAACCGAGAGGAUAUUUCCGGGGCAUGCUGGUGUGAUACAACAAGUUGUGUGGGACGAGUUCAGAGCUUAUCUUGCAGUCCUGUGCACUGCCGGCGAUGGUCAGCUGGUUUUGUACAUAUGGGACAUCCAUUCCGGUGCUCGUGAGCGUAUUCUUCGUGGAGCAGCUGCUCAGUCGAUGCUGAAGCACUUUGCAAGUCGGAAGAGGCGUACCACCGAGCUGCAUGGGGACUUCACUUCGGCUUCUUCGCUGCUUCUACCUCUUGACGAUGUACAUAGUCCGAUGGCUUCGCAAGAAAUGACAAGCAGCCAGGUGCAAGGUAGUAUGGAUCCACACUGCAAGCAACAUGCUAUCAGAGCAGGAUGCCCGUUUCCCGGUAUAGCGGCCAUCCACUUCGACAUGACGUCGCUUUUAAGCACUGUUGACGAGAAGCUCUUGAAGCUGAGCCUUUCAGUUCUUCACUUUUGGGGAAUUGAUGAGGAGCUUGACAAAUCUGUGGCAGACGAGCUGCAAGUAUUCCAACCGAGGCACCAUCGCGUUGCUGCAGGUAUAGCUGGGAACAGAGGGAGCGUUACACUAAUACUUCCAACGAAAGAAGCAGCUUCUAAGUUUUGGAGCCGCUCGUCGGUUUUGUUCUCAAUGCGAGCUUUGACGAUGGUGUCGCUCGCUCAGCGCUUGCUCACGUUUUCAGCUCCCGGCUCUAUGAUUUGCAGUGCACUAGCUGCUUUCUACACGGCUGGAGCUGUUGAGAAACUUGGUGAUGCUUGUCUGGAGAUAUUUGCAUGUUUCUGGCAAGAUCCUGCUGAGCAUGUCCGACUGGCUGCCCGUCUCUUAUUCCAUUCUGCAGCAUCCACAGCGGUGCCAGACAUUUUACAGAAUGAUAACGGCUCCUCGUUCGAUGAUCUUCUCGAGUGGCUAGAAUCGUCAGGAGGACAGGAAACAUGGCUUGGCCUCACAGGUGGCUCGGACCAGGAUGGUAGAGCUUGCAGAAUCAUCAUGUGUGGAGCAUUGGCAAUCUGGCACAAGUCCUUGGUGCGGCAUGACUUGUCGAGCUCCACCGCUCCCUUACUGCUCAAGCUAGUGCGAACAAGUGAUAGGCACAGCGCUACAGCAGCGGAGGUUUUGUGUGCUGGGAUGGCGAGCACUUGGCAGCCACUUAUACAGUCAGAGGAAGUGUCCCAGCUCACCUCGGACGUGCUCUUUCUCAUCCAAUGCAUUGGCGGUGACGGGGAUCAUGGUGGUCACAUUGCUACUACGGAACACCACCGAGCGCUCUUGUCAGCUCUUGCGCUCGCGGACAUGCCCGCUUUCUUGAUUGCUCUGGAAAGAGUAGCAUCGACGAAAUCUUCUUCGAGCGUUUUACUGGGACUCACGUCGCUAGUUCAAGUUAUACGUACGUCUCCGUCGACUGUCAUUGCGUGUCUUGGACGGAUUGUUUCGCUGGCUGUUCGUCUAUUGGAUCCUGCGGAUUCGCUGCAAAGACGGCACAACUUUCCUAUUAUCAUGGAAGUGAUCAAGGAGAUGUCUCAAGCGUUUCCUAUGGUUGCUCUUUACCAUCCGGUUGCUCAAUCAGCAGCUGGCAAACUUGCAGUUGGUGAUCCAGUGGGUGACAUCCGGUCGCUUAGGAUUCAUGUAUAUGACCUUUACAGUGCGAGUAUAAUGAAGGUUCUUGAUGCCAGUGGACCUCCCGGACAUCCAGCAUUGUCUCCCAGUGCUAGAAGCUCCACUCGGACGCUAGGAAUUACCGCUCUGAGCUUCUCGAAUGAUGGCGAGGGUCUUGUAGCUUUCUCACAUCAAGGAUUGAUACUUCGAUGGUGGUCGGUUGGCGCUGCUUGGUGGGACAAACUGAGCCGCUCCACCGUGCCCGUCCAGUGCACAAAGCUAGUUCUCUUACCACCCUCGCCAGGAUUCUCCCCAAAAUCAUCCAGCACUAGCAUUAUCGGAAAUUUGAGUGGAUCGAAGAAUGUCGAGGAAGUGGAGGAAGAAAGCGAAAGCGAGGAGACGAUUGAUUUGUCCUUUCGCUUGCAUUGGAAGUCGGACCGAAUUGUAAUUCUCAGCCGCGGCAACCACCAAGUCGGGGUGUUUCAGCUGUGACCGUCUUUUACAGCCACAAAUAUCUUUUAUUCACGUUAAAGUCUAGACAGCAAAUAAGAACAUAUCAACACGCGCCACAAGCUCCAAAAUCAGAAUGGAACUAUCGUGGCCCCAAGGUGGAAAUCUGGGGGGAUUCAUUGGAAGCUCCCGAGGAGAUCCUGGUGGAGUCAUUGGAUCGCAUGGCUGUGUAGGAGAGUGAAGAUGAUCGGCUCAAGUUCUCUGGAACGUGAGCGUUUGAGUACCCCGCCAGCAUCGCGACGACGUGAGGCAUUGACGGCCGCGCCUGAGGCAAGUCUUGAGUACACAUGAGCGCCAGUGUCACCAGCUGCAGCGCCUGGCUGUUGGAAACUUCGUUCUCCAGUUUCGGGUCCACAAAGUCGCCAAAUACCCCUCCUGCGUCAGCGUGAAUCUGCCAUGCCUGGAAAACAAUUCCGCGAGCCUUACAAAUCUAAAUACAAACACUAAUUUUUUCAA
This is a messenger RNA of Selaginella moellendorffii, 4199 nucleotides long. RefSeq lists its product as uncharacterized. Lineage: Eukaryota; Viridiplantae; Streptophyta; Lycopodiopsida; Selaginellales; Selaginellaceae. The record is from RefSeq and is a predicted model, not a curated record. Bases 144 to 3725 code for a protein of 1193 amino acids. Gene Ontology annotation, molecular function: protein binding. Gene Ontology annotation, cellular component: cytoplasm. The transcript has 12 exons.